GGCCGGGGCAGCUGCAGCCAGCAGCCUGCUGACCGUUUGCCUUGGGUACGGUGGUUCCGGUAGGAGAUACUAUAGAUAGGAGUAGCACCAAUGCAAGCAAUUAACCCAGCCAGACCACCCAGACAACCAACCAACAAACUUAUUAGCUUGUUGCUGGCCGCACCACCACCGUACAACCAGCAGCAGUCAGCAGGCAGACGAUGCAGCCGCCGGAGGUGGUGGACGGCGACACGCCGGCGCUGCGGUCCGCCGCGGACGCCGCGCGCAUGGUGUGGGACGAGUCGAAGCGCCUGUGGGGCAUCGGCCUCCCCAUCGCCGUGGGCACGCUCAGCGCGUACGCCCUCAGCUCCGUCACCCAGAUGUUCGCCGGCCACCUCGGCAACCUCCCCCUCGCCGCCGCCUCCAUCGGCCUCUCCGUCUUCGCCACCUUCGCGCUCGGCUUCCUCCUCGGCAUGGGCAGCGCGCUCGAGACGCUCUGCGGCCAGGCCUUCGGCGCCGGCCAGGUCGCCAUGCUCGGCGUCUACCUCCAGCGCUCCUGGAUCAUCCUCCUCGCCGCCGCGCUGCUCAUGUCGCCGCUCUUCGUCUUCGCCGAGCCGCUGCUCCUGCUCAUCGGCCAGGACCCGGACGUCGCGCGCGAGGCCGCCAGGUUCGUGCUCUACAUCCUCCCCGCCGUCUUCGCCAUGGCCAUCAACUUCGCCGCCGGCAAGUUCCUCCAGGCGCAGAGCAAGGUCACGGUGCCCGCCUGGAUCGGCCUCGCCGCCCUGCUCGCCAACAUCCUCCUCAAUUACCUCUUUGUCGUCCUCCUCGGCUGGGGCCUCCCCGGCGCGGCCGCCGCCUACGACCUCGCCCACUGGGGCAUCGCGCUGGCGCAGGCCGCCUACAUCAUCGGCUGGUGCGGGGACGGCUGGAAGGGCUGGUCCGCCGCCGCCUUCCACGACAUCUGGGCCUUCGUCAAGCUCUCGCUCGAGUCCGCCGUCAUGCUCUGCCUCGAGAUAUGGUACCUGGGCCUCAUCACCGUGCUCACCGGCGACCUCGAGGACGCGCAGAUCGCCGUGGACUCCCUGGGCAUAUGCAUGAGCAUCAACGGAUGGGAGGCCAUGAUCUUCAUCGGCCUCAACGCGGCCAUCAGCGUCCGGGUCUCCAACGAGCUCGGCUCCGGCAGACCCAGGGCCGCGUGGAACGCCGUCAUGGUCGUCGUCGCGGAGGCGCUGCUCAUCGGCGUCCUCUGCAUGGUGCUCGUGCUUGUCUUCAGGGACAGCUUCUCCAUCAUCUUCACCAGCGACGAUGACCUGCGGCGCGCCGUGUCCAGGAUCGCCGGCCUGCUGGGGAUAACCAUGGUGCUCAACAGCGUGCAGCCGGUGAUCUCGGGGGUGGCGGUCGGGGGUGGAUGGCAGGGGCUCGUCGCCUACAUCAACCUCGGCUGCUACUACAUCUUCGGCCUGCCCCUGGGAUACAUGCUCGGCUACCACCUAAACUUUGGAGUUGGGGGGAUUUGGUCCGGCAUGCUCUGUGGUAUUGCUCUCCAGACGCUCAUCUUGCUAGCCGUGGUCUGGAGAACAGAUUGGAAAGCAGAGGCCGCCCAAGCUUCAAGCCGCGUGCAAAAGUGGGGCGGCAAGGGCACUGAUGAUGAACAAGUCAACAAGCCUCUCCUAGAAUGAAUGUCGAGAGUUUAAUUACCUUUCCCUUCUCUUGCCAAAAAAAUGGCACUUUGCCCUCUUUAGGACAGAGGCGUCCUUAAUUUUUUGACUAGUAUUUGAAUAACUGUAAACUGGAUUGGAUUCACCUAUGAGCUAGCUAGCUUUGAUGAUGGCUUGGAAUGAACUUGAACAACUUUCUCUUAUUUCUCCCCUCGCUCAUAGUCAUAGGGUGAAUCAGCACAGCAAGUAGCAGUAUUCUUGAAACAUACACCAUGCUAUCUGAAUAUAUCUAAUCACUGAGAAUCUGAAAUACUUACUAGAGGUGUAUCAUACAAGAAGUGGUUCUGGUCAAGUAAUUAAUUGCAUCUGUGUCAUUGUGUGACUUGAAGGAGCGGUCCACUAGACUCUGUUCGGCUGACUGCGGCUGGUGGCUAGUGCCAAUUUGCUGCGAGAGAAAAUUACUGCUGGCUGGCUGAUGACUGAUGCUGAUUUGACGUGAGAGAAAAACACUGUUGCUGGUUGCCGCCCAAGCUUCAAGCCGCGUGCAAAAGUGGGGCAGCAAGGGCCCUGAUGAUGAACAAGUCAACAAGCCUCUCCUAGAAUGAAUGUCGAGAGUUUAAUUACCUUUCCCUUCUCUUGCCAAAAAAAUGGCACUUUGCCCUCUUUAGGACAGAGGCGUCCUUAAUUUUUUGACUAGUAUUUGAAUAACUGUAAACUGGAUUGGAUUCACCUAUGAGCUAGCUAGCUUUGAUGAUGGCUUGGAAUGAACUUGAACAACUUUCUCUUA
Molecule: messenger RNA, 2424 nt
Organism: Panicum virgatum (switchgrass)
Lineage: Eukaryota; Viridiplantae; Streptophyta; Magnoliopsida; Poales; Poaceae
Product: protein DETOXIFICATION 35-like
Exons: 3
Coding region: 201-1658 (485 amino acids)
Biological process (GO): xenobiotic detoxification by transmembrane export across the plasma membrane
Cellular component (GO): membrane
Molecular function (GO): antiporter activity; xenobiotic transmembrane transporter activity
Source: RefSeq, a predicted model, not a curated record